UCUUGGAGACAACAAUAUCAGUUCGAAAAUGAGGACGAGGCGUUAGUCAAGGCACUUGAGCUUUCCCGUCUGGAGCAACAGGGCAGCCAAAGAGUACAGACACAACCAACAGUUGAGCCGCGUCAGACUGAAUUUCAACGAACCACUCAAGCUUUGGGUCCAGAUUUAAAGAGUACGUUGACGUCGGUUUUUAUGCUUUCUAUGAACCUCCGCACUGUUUAUUUCCGAAUUGUAACCUUAAAUGCCUUAUACUUCAUUUUCCAUUGAUUGAACCAAAUAAGUAAAUUUUAAUCUUCUAAUUUUGACAACCUACAUUUGAUAGAGAAGGGAAUUUGUUUUUAUAAGUGUGGCAGAGUUUCUUAUCAAAUAUGUUCGGCUUUAAAGGGAAAACAGGUCGCAAGUCGCAAGCUGAAACCAAAAGGGCAACUCCACUUUGCCUGCCAAACAACUGUAAAUGGGAUUCGAGCUCAGGCCAGUACAUCAAAACAGGAGAAAUGCGAACCUCACUGUAUGUGGUAGAUGAAGCACUUGAAAACCUCCGGAGGAUUAAAGGUAAACUGUAAACUUACUAAUCAAACUUACAACAUAUUUGCAUGCUAAUCCCGUUAUGGCUGAUGGUCGGCGUGACUAACGUCGUUAAAAAUUGUUUUCUUUAUUAUGUCCAAAAUGGUGCAACUUUUUAACUUUCUCGCUUGAAUUUUACACGAACAAUUCACCAAAGAUGGAUAAGUCACAAUAUGAAACGGAAUAUCUGGAGAUUUCAUAAUUCCUGAGGAGGAAGAAUUAAAUAGAUAUAGCUCAAACAAUCGAACGUUGCGAGGUCAAUUUUCAUUUUUGAGUUUUUUUCCGAUGCUCAUAGUACACACCAACUAUGAAAAGAGAAGAGAAAAUGAAAUGAAAAGAAGGAUGCACUCACCUGUUGGAAUCUGUGAUCUACAAAUGAGUAAACACAUAAAAUUAUGGAAUCGAAGUAUUUGAACCCUAGCUUUUUGUAGCAGACGAGUCCUUUGUGUAAUUCUUGCAAUCAACGAUCAUCUAGGUCCAGUACGUGUGGUGUCUAUCGCCGGGCCAUACAGAAAAGGAAAGUCCUUUGUACUCAGCGAAGCCUUCAAUCAACCACAAGUUUUCCCUCUUGGACAUCACAUGGAACCGGAAACCAUGGGAAUCUGGUUAUGGAUAGUGCCGGACAAGUUCAGGGUUUGCCGGAUCAUUAUUUUGAUUUUCUUUUGUUAUUUAUAAUAAUUUGGCAAGGUAUGAAGAUGUAAUCGACAUAUUUCUCAUUAAGGAUGCUAAAGGCCAGGAAAUCACAAUAGUGCUGCUGUACUCUGAGGGAAUUGACGCAGUAACUGGAGAAGGACUUGAUGAUAACCAGAUCUUCACUUUAACAGUUUUGUUAGCCUCAGUUUUGAUCUACAAUUCACAAAGCGUUCCAACUAGGCGUGAUCUUGAGGGACUGGAGUAUCCUUUCAAAUGCAGUAACAACAACGAGAUGUUUAUUUUAACCAUGAAAGUUUUUUUUAAACUGCAAUCUAAGAUUACAAGUCAGUCAACUAUUUGUGAAGAAGAGAGCCGCUUGAAUAAAGACAACUUGGUGAAUUUUUAAGGCGGGAAUCCAAAAUGGUCAUUGGCUACUCGAACUCAAGACUACCAGAACUGUACAUAUAAGAAUCUGUUACAAUAAAAUAAAUAAUUUUAUAACAAAAUAGACAGCUGUCGGUUUUCCCUCAAAGUGAAAAAUAGUUUUUCCGAUAAUAGCAAUGUUGAGUUCAUUAGAAAUUGAAAAGUGUAAAGCUUGUCUGGAAACAAAUGGGAAUAACCCGUUUUGGCUUAGGGCAACGAUAAAUACUGAUUAACUCGAAGAUCAGGAUCCUGAAGUCAGGCAAAACUCAGUGCAAACACUGAAAUUGGUCCAUUAAUAUUUUUUGUACAAUCUGGACAAUUUUCUUUAAUAAAUAUAGUUUCAUUGUGAAACUAACUAAUCGUAUUGAGGUGCGAUCAACAACAAAGCAUGAGACCGAGAGAAGCCAUCGGGACUAAGAGUAUUUCCAUAAGACCUUUCCUUUCUUCAUAUGGCUACUUAGGGACGUAACACAAGCAAUUCCAGAAGACUGUAGCAAUGUUAAGGACUACUUCUUGAAAAAGGUGAGUUUGGGCAUAACUCCUGAACGAAAUAUUGAAUAUAGUCUGCAGUUCGGAGAGCUAUUAAUUGAUGAGUGAAAGCACAACUUCCACAACUGUCAAAAUAUUGCCUCCUUAGAUUACCUUAUCUAUUGUUAUUUUAUCAAAUAAAACUGUAUAUUUUGUUUUGGAAGGUAUUUAAGGUCCAGGAUUCAUCAGCUGUUGGCCAAGAAAGUCAGAAAGUAGCCGAAAGCAUCUUAAGCUUCUUUCCCGGUUUCGAAGCAUUCACUUUACCUUCUCCCACCGUCGACCCCGAGGCGUUAAAAAGUAUCACUGAAAACAAAAGUCUCAUUAAUCCUUUGUUCAUCAGUGGGUUGGAAGAUUUCAGAAGUUUGGUGAGGCGAAUUCUGCUCCCCAAAAACAGCAUUAACGAUGGAGAACUUGUCACCGGAGAAGGUAAUGGAAGGUUUUGUGCAACCUUUGUUACACUUUACAGUUCCACUCAGACCGUGACUUCGUGCUGAAACAGCCCAGCUCUAACAAUGACGAUGGCAUAUUCUCACCCUGGACUGAAAAUAAGCUUGAAUGGUCCAUGGCUUUGAAACACAUUCAAUUAAUAGUGCACCAUGGCUUUACUCUUUACUCACAAAGCAUGACGCAGAUUAUUGUUAGUGUUAUAUCAGCGCAAGUACAAAUUUAUAGUUCUUAUUUCAUCAGGCCUUGCAGUACUGGUACAGCUCUACGUCCAAGCCAUCAACACGCCUGGUAUGGUCCCGAAUGUUCAGAACGCCUGGGAUCAGUUUGUGGAGGUGAAAUGUUCUGACGCAAUGAAAGAUGCACUUAAUGCUUAUGACACCACCAUGUCAUUACAACUGAAGGAUAAGUUACCGUGUGAUAAUGAUCGACUGCGAAAUGGUCAUGGAAUGGCACUGGAGGACAGUGAAGCCCAUUUCAUGGCGGACACGGCAGGAAUAUCUACAAACACGAUCGAGACGUUUCUGAAAAAUUUGAAGAUUAGGCCUUUAUUCGGGUUGCACGAUCCUUGAUGGAGAUACGUCUGAGAGUAUUUCUUAAUUAUUGCUUGUGCAAUUUAUAACCCAGACUGACAUCUUGUAAAAUCAACUUGCGAAAAAAAAGAUGAAAAAGAAACUUUUUGCUAUUAACGUUUAGAGUCCAUCUAACUCGUAUCCACACUGCAGAUAUGGCUCACGGUACCAAGAAGUGGAGAUUAAUUCACUCAAAGUUUAGGAAAAGUUAUGUCUCAAAAAGAUAAAGAAAAUAGUAAAGCAAGCAAUGCAUUAAGCUUAUUCUUAAACAGGAAACGGUUUUUUUAUGAAGGAGAGAAGUGCUAGCAUUCUUGCCAACUCAUGUUUGCGUUACUUUAAGCUUUUUCCUAGUAAAACAGGUCGAAGAAGCUCAAGGAGGCGUCAAACGAAAUCCUCUCACUUCCCAGUUUAAUAUCCUGUUCUACUGUAUCGUUAUUCUCGAUUUAGGAAUCGUUGAGUGAAAGGUUUCACUUAUGGCAAGAGAAGAAUGCAAAAAUGACCAGAGAAUUCUGCAACAACCUGCUCGCAAUGCUCAAAAAGCAGCAUCUGGACCCAGUAAUACAGCAACUACAGAGAAAAGAGGGAGCCAAGCUUUCCUUUCAUGAGAUUAUUGGAAAAUACAAUCUGAUUAAAGAUGACUACCACAAGUCUGCAAUCGGCGCAAAAGAUGAAAUUGAGGCGGUGUUUUUUGAGUUUCACCCAGUAAGUAAAUUCAGGGCUUAAGUUCUCCUAUAUUCAGUGAUGUUAGUCUCUUCACUCAGUCUUAUCUACAGAUGCAUUCAUCCUUAUGGAUCGUUUGUUCUUUAAAGUCACACACGUAGGUUCUUGGUAGCCUGGCUAUAGAGCACAGAGUUUGGUUCCUGGCUCUCAUUGGUUAGUUUAAAGCCCCGUGCUCGCUUCCUGGUUCUCAUUAGUUAGUUUAAAAGUACAUUGUUCGCUUCUUAGUUCUCAUUGUUAGUUUAAAAGCACAGUUCGCGGAUCGUUCCCGUGUGAUUGCUUAGUAGGCGUCAAUUUCACAGGCUUUUCCAUGGAGUUUUGAGUUUGUUCAUACUCCUAGAAAAAUGCUACUAAUACAUGCAGUAUUGGUCAGUAUUCAUCUAUAUGUUAACGGUUAACAAGCUGGUGAAGAAAAAAAAUCGACGUGGGUUGCACUUGAUUUUGACUUACUGUAUCCAAAGAGAGGAAUCCUACUUUUGAAGUUAAGAUUCUUUGAUUUCUUUUUUUACCGUUUUUUUCUUAAAUGUGUGCUUAUUUGUUGUCUUUCUUGAGGCAUUGAUGAAAGAGCAAGAGCAAUACAUGAGCCUCUUACAACAGCUGAAAGACUACGAUGAAAGACUGACCGAAGAAUUGGCUGCCAAAGCCUUUCAAGAGCAGGAAAAACAAAAGCUUGAGGUAAUGCCCUUAUCAUGCUUUGAAAUUUUCAGAUUUCCACAUUGCUUGACUAAUUAUGAAAUGCUUAUUCGAGAUAACUCUAGAGGAGGAAGUCUAUCAGUAACAGAGUAACUGCAACUUCUUUCCUUCCCUUGUGCUCAGAGUAAUAACUGACGGAUCAAGAAGCCAGAAUUUUAAAAUUAUUUGACCAACCAGGGCACGCCUAUUUCGAUUAAACGCAUGAUCUGACGCAAUCAUUUACCAUUUAUACAGAACAAAUUCGCAUGAUUAUUUGAAAACAUGGAAUAUCAAACUGAUUUCAUUUUUUUUCACCACUUUCGAAUAUCGAAGGAACAGCAACAGCGUUUGCUGCAAGAGAAUCGUCAAGUUAAGAGAGAGGUAAGAAAGACUUCUGUUCAAAACAUAGAUAUUAAUUGAAGUAACAUUUCUUUUUGUUGACGUAGUCGCGUCAAAAGCAAGAUACACAAUGUACGAUAAUCAAUUUUCUCUCUGGUUCAUCACAUGAAUCAACACUUUGUUGCUUAAUCCUUUGGAUUAUUUCUGAGUGUAUUCUCCCUAUUUUCUUGUGGAAGGAAGUGGGAGAGUUUGGCGUAAGAAAACUAACUCGUAACCUUUCGCAAAAAAACUUUGACACUCCAAUAAUGUUGCCAUGUUUAACUUGUUUCAGUAUAGUUGCUCCAGUGAUCAUAGAUAUGCGCGUGUGCUGAUUGUUCGAGGAUUGCGUCAUAUCUCCCAAUAAUCACCUUGCGCGCAAGGGUGCUAAAUUUCAAAUGGCUUGCCCGUGUUUUGUCAACUUUACCCAGGAAGUGAUAAGUGCAAUCGAAAAAAUUCAAUCAUGAUCAUGAAAAGCACAAAAAUGCGGCUGAGUUUGGAGUAACCCUUUCCAAAAGAAAGAUAUGAAGUGUUGCUGAUUGAAUGAGAUAUAUAUCAGUUGAAUUCUAGUGGAAACUGGCUGCGUCUCAGAGGUUUUUCAACAAAAUUCACUUUGCCUUCGACGAAUAAUUAUUAAAUGUUAACCAUUUCGUUUUGGUACACUGUUGUUGAAAUUAUCGUGCAUUUUAUACAGAUGGAAAUGUUAAGCGAAAGGCAAAACGAGGAGAGAAAGAAAUUCCGGGAGCAAAUGGAUAAUGAUCUUCGAGUCCAGAGAGAUCAGAUGAAAAACAUGAUGGACGCAAAUAUGCAACAAGCACAGAGGGAAAGAGAGCAGUUUUUGCAAGAAAAUCAGCAACUCCGAAACCAGUUCCUUGACAUGCAGAAAAUGAACGAGGAAAACAUCAAGAUGAUGAAAAAGCUGUCUAAGUUGGUUGAAAGGCAAGAGGAAGAGAAGAGAAGAGAGGAAGAGAGGAUGGAAAGAACUAAAGCUGCCAUGGAAAAAAAGGAGAAGUUUGAACAGAUGGAAGCAAGGCACAGAGAAGAAAAGGAAAAUCUACGUCGCGAGAUGGAGGAAAAGCUUGAGCAACAACGCCAAGCUUUGACAGAAGAGUACCGAAAGGCUGCUCAGUCUCGAAUGCAAAGGGUGGACGAAAUAGGAAAAAAGUUGGAAGACGUUGAAGAGGAGCUAAAGGAAGUCAAGAAACCAGGCUUUAUUAAACGAGCUGCCGUAAAAGUGAAAGAUGCGAUAGCUACUGGAGCUCGAAAAGUAGUAGAGAAUUGCGUAAUAAUGUAA
Molecule: messenger RNA, 6222 nt
Organism: Pocillopora meandrina
Lineage: Eukaryota; Metazoa; Cnidaria; Anthozoa; Scleractinia; Pocilloporidae
Source: the annotation of a GenBank genome assembly